Molecule: messenger RNA, 900 nt
Organism: Pelmatolapia mariae (spotted tilapia)
Lineage: Eukaryota; Metazoa; Chordata; Actinopteri; Cichliformes; Cichlidae
Gene: nme5
Product: NME/NM23 family member 5
Exons: 5
Coding region: 18-653 (211 amino acids)
Biological process (GO): negative regulation of oxidative stress-induced intrinsic apoptotic signaling pathway; UTP biosynthetic process; GTP biosynthetic process
Cellular component (GO): cilium
Molecular function (GO): nucleoside diphosphate kinase activity
Source: RefSeq, a predicted model, not a curated record
UUAGCGAGCGAGAGGAGAUGGAUGAAAGUUCACCUCUUCGUAUUUAUGUGGAAAGAACACUGGCCAUUAUUAAACCAGAUGCCAUCGACAAAGCUGAGGAGAUAGAGAAUAUUAUCCUAAAGUCGGGCUUCACCAUCCUGCAGAAGCGGAAGCUGCUGCUAAGUCCAGAGCAAUGCAGUGAUUUCUACGCAGAGGAGUAUGGAAAGCAUUUCUUCCCCAGCUUGACGGCCUUCAUGAGCUCUGGCCCCAUCGUUGCCUUGACGCUAGCACGGGACAAUGCUAUCGCCAACUGGAAGUCCAUCAUAGGACCUGUCAACAGUGCCAAGGCCAGAGAAACCCAUCCAGAGUGCCUUAGAGCAAAAUAUGGCACUUCUGAACUACAAAAUGCCCUUCAUGGAAGCGAUUCAUUUCAAGCAGCUGUAAGGGAGAUCAAAUUCAUGUUCCCAAACUCUAUAAUUGAACCCUUACCCUCAAGAGAAGAAAAUGAAGAAUACCUGAGCAGGUAUAUAAACCCAGUUCUGCUACGCGGGCUCACUGAGCUCUGCAUGAACAAGCCACUCAACCCCAUUAUUUGGCUUGCAGACUGGCUCAUCCAAAACAACCCAGACCAACCUCAAAUAUGUGAAGCAGUCGUUGUGGAAGAGGACCAAUGAGAGGCAAACAGUGGGAAAAAGGAGCAACGAGCACAGAGUUUAAUGUCUUUCUUUUUGACUGAGAAAUGAAUCUGUUCAACGCUAUAAUGAAAUAAAUCAUAUUUUCAGUCGUAAGCAUCUGUUUGCUUUCUGGCAUAAAUCAGCAAUAGACUGGUGAUCUGACUAGGUUGUACUUCACCUCUUACCUAAGCCCCAGAAUUUGGGUUAGGAAAAUGGAUGGAUGGAUGGAUGAAAGUUAAAAGUCUUC